GACGUAGAGGCACACCUCCGGCUUCGAAGGACACGAGCCGACCGAGGAGGUACGAACACCGGCGAGGAGGUCCGAGCUCCAAGGACAGACAGGCCGAGCAGACCGACUCCUCCAGCCGCAGAGGAGGACGGAGAUCCCGGUCCUGCAGCUCGGCGGAUCCCGGAGUCCUGAGAGCUUGAGAGGACUCUUUAUUUCCUCAUCCAUCCGGUAAAUAUAGAUAUAGAUAUACAGUAAAUAUAGAUAUAUAUGAAUCUAGAUGUAUGAGGAGUGAUGGAGGAACACGUCCUUAAAGAAGAGGAUUAUAUCCGAGUGUCGCAUGAACUCAGUCACCCCGCAGAGGAGAGCAUCUCUGCGGUUUUCAAAACCAGAGUUCGGGUUAGUUCGGGUUAGUUCGGGUUAUCCAAGCGGGUUUUUGGUUCAGAUGAUGUGGCAGCUCCUUCUUCUUCUUCUCCUCCAGCUUCUGCAUCUUCUGUUGUUUCCCUCUGUGUUUCCAAGGAAACCUAAAGACACAGGAAGCCGGAAUGUUGAGAAGGAAUAAUAAUAAUAAUAAUAAUAAUAAUAAUAAUAAUAUAAUAAUAAUAAUAAUAAUAAUAAUAAUAAUAAUAAUAUAAUAUAAUAUAAUAAUAAUAAUAAUAAUAAUAAUAAUAAUAUAAUAAUAAUAUAAUAAUAAUAAUAUAAUAAUAAUAAUAAUAAUAAUAAUAAAAAUGUGUUAAAUUGAGCUCUUAGAGAUUGAUGACAGUGAUCAGCUCUUGUCCGUCUGUUUCAGUCUGGAAAAUGUUCUUCUGAGGAGCUGAAGGAGCUGAUCUGAACUCCAGCAUGUCGAGUCCUCAGACGGACAACGGCUCUGCAAACUCAGCAGAAUCCAAGAAAACCGACCCGAGAAUGACGGAGAAGAAGUGCUGUGAGUAAAAAGUCUGAGCUCCUCCAUAAUCCCAUCAUCACCUCCUUUAACGGUCUCCAGGUGUUCUGCUGGAAACUCGACUCUGGUCUUUGUUCGCUCUCAUUGUUUCUUGAUCUCCUCUUUUCAUUAAAGUCUGAGAAGUGAACGUGUGACUCUGUCUCUAGUUUGCUGUGUUGGUUUGAAGAUUGUCCUUUUCUCCCAGGACGUCUCUUCUUCUCCACAGUCCACUCAUGAUAUUUGUGUCUGAGGAGAAACUUAUUUCUGUCCAGCUCACACGGCCCACUUUCAAGACCGUCUUCAUCCUGCAAAGACGACAACAAAAGCCUCUUUUGAUUCAGUAUUUUUGUUGGUGAAGUACGGCUGCAGUGAAUUUCAGAUGUUUUCUCUCUGUGGUUCAAUCGUUUCCUUAAACCGGGCAGGUGACCCUGAAGUGUCGACCUUCACCUCCGAUCUCUCUAACAUCUCCUUAAAAACUCUAAAAUAAUGUAGAAACACGAACUCUUGAGAAAACACGACGUGCUGUGUUCUUUUUUUGUUGCCUUUGCAGAUUCAGAGAAGAAAACUUGGAGAGUCAUGUUUAACGUGUUUUAACGUGUUUUAACGUGUUUAACGUGUUUAACGUGUUUAACGUGUUUUAACGUGUUUAACGUGUUUUAACGUGUUUAACGUGUUUAACGUGUUUUAACGUGUUUAACGUGUUUAACGUGUUUUAACAUGUUUUAACGUGUUUUAACGUGUUUAACAUGUUUUAACGUGUUUAACGUGUUUUAACGUGUUUUCUCGUGUUUUAACGUGUUUUAACAUGUUUUAACGUGUUUUUAACGUGUUUAACGUGUUUAACGUGUUUUCUCGUGUUUAACGUGUUUUCUCGUGUUUAACGUGUUUUAACGUGUUUAACAUGUUUUAACAUGUUUUAACGUGUUUUAACGUGUUUAACGUGUUUUCUCGUGUUUAACGUGUUUUCUCGUGUUUAACGUGUUUUAACGUGUUUAACAUGUUUUAACAUGUUUUAACAUGUUUUAACGUGUUUAACGUGUUUUAACGUGUUUAACGUGUUUUAACGUGUUUAACAUGUUUUAACGUGUUUAACGUGUUUUCUCGUGUUUAACGUGUUUUAACGUGUUUUAACGUGUUUUCACGUGUUUAACGUGUUUUAACGUGUUUUCUCGUGUGUGUGUUUCAGCCUGGGCGUCCUACAUGACCAACUCUCCAACGGUGAUCGUGAUGAUCGGCCUGCCCGCCAGAGGAAAAACCUACAUGUCAAAGAAACUCACACGAUACCUCAACUGGAUCGGAGUCCCGACUAAAGGUACGCACAGGUGUUUGAGUGGAUUUCUCUUCUUAGCUGCUCAGUGUGACGGAUGAUGUGAAUGUGAAGGAAUAAUAAACCGUCUACAGAGACGACACACAGGUCGUAGAUCUGACCGUCUGUACUCCACGUAGAUUUCUGUUUUUCUUUUUUUACAACAUGAAACUCUUUUAUCUCCUCAACGCUCUGAAUCCUCUCCAACAUUUUAUUUAUAUCAUCGUGUUUUUCCAGAGUUUGAGUUUGUUCCAGUUUUACCUCCUAUAGCUGGAGGUUUAACCCUGAAGACCAGUAUUUGGGUUUCAGGUCUGAUACUGGUACCAGUACAGAGAUACAGAAACAGGUACUGGUACUGAUAAUGAGUAUUCCUGCACAGAUAUUGAUAAUCAUUGAUCAUGAGACUGAUUAUUGACUCAUGUUUGUUUUUUCACUGACAUUUAGUUCUCUGUGAUUUUAGAGCCAAAGUCUGAACAGAAAACUAAAUUAUCAUGAUUUUAAAAUGUGAACUUUUUUAUGUUUAAACUUGAAGAAACUUUAUAUGUUAGUAAAACUGUUGAAGAUCGUCCAGGAGUGGACAGUCAAACAGUCGUGGUACACGAAUGUGUCGAGACAAUCAUCCAUCUACAGAUAAUUGGUCAAAUGUUGAAUAUCGGCCUCGAUAAUCAGCCACUUUUCUGAGAAAGGAAACGAUUUUCUCAGCAGAGACUUUUAUGUCAAAACGACCUGGACUGGUUCAUAAACACAGAGAGGGAAGUUUGGAUCCUUCAGAGUAAAAGUCCGACUGUUUUAAAGUCGUGUAAAAAAAUAAACUCCUCACUGUGUCUCUGCAGUUCUGAGUAAAUGUUGUUGUUUGAUUUGAUCCUCAGAAAUGAUGAGGGCAGACUUUGAGCUGUGUGACCGUCACUGUGUGUCUCCACAGACUGUUUGAGUGUCUUCAGAUGAUUUCAUGUUUUCUUUUUACUGACGUGCAGAAACUUCAACCCUCCAGGACGAAUGUGUGUGACGUCGGUCAGAGUAAACAGACAGGAGACUAAAUUUAGCAGAAGUUCUGUUGGAUAGUUGUGAAUGCUCGAACCUUCAUCUGUGUUCACACUCAUGGUCAAAGUGUUCCUGUUGUUCCUGUUGCAGUGUUUAACUUGGGCGUGUACCGCAGAGAGGCCGUCAGAGCGUACAAGUCCUACGAUUUCUUCCGCCAUGACAACGAGGAGGCCAUGAAAAUCAGGAAGUAAGUUGGAGUUCAGCCGAGAGGAUCUGAAACAGUCAUGACAGAGAAAAUCACUGCUGAUCUGGAGGCUGAAGCUUCUGUGUGUGUCUCUGUUUCCCUGAGUCAGCAUCAGGCUGGUUGAUAUUCUGCAGCCUCGUCCUCUGCUGCUUCAGUGACUCAGCAAACUCUUCAUACCACCUUAAACCAACACUCAUCUGUGUUUAAUGUGCACACGCUGACAUGACCGUCCUACUCCUUAAUAUUCAGAUCAGUCGUCAAUCACUGCUAAUCGACCCCAGAAGGUCAGUUCAGGAUCUGACGGUCCGUUCUCUCUCAGUGUUACCUCAGACAAAGUCAUUUACACCGUUCUUCAUGCCCUCCACUCAUGAAAGUGUGACAGGCGCUCCGCAGCGUCCCGGCGCUGACAUGUGACCCAGAUAUUAAACAAGCUGCUGCUGCUGUCACUCUGGAGCGACACGACCUCUCCUGAGAGAGAGUCGAACCGGGAGCUGAGUCAGUCUGGGAACGUUAACGUGUUUCAGAGACGGUUCAGAGCUGGGAGGAGAAAACCUUUUUCAUCGGUGCUCAUGUUUAAAAAAGAAGAAGAAGAAGAAGAAGAAGAAGAAGAAGAAGAAGCUCCAGAUUCUUCUAAAUCUUUUCUGUCCAUCUGAGCUCAAAUCUGCUCGAUCAUCGAGGGUCUACAGCAGAGUUAUGUCGCCACGAUACCCACAAGUUUUACCCUGAAACUGCGUCAUGUUGUUGUUGUUGUUGUUGUUGUUGUCGUUGUUGUUGUUGUCGUUGUUGUUGUUGUUGUUGUUGUUGUCAUCGUCGUCGUCGUCGUUGUCGUUGGGAUUUCACACUUUCACAUUCCAGCGACAGUGCUGCUGUCUCUCCUUCAUUCAGACACCGUCACGACCUCUGAGGGGGGACAAACGAUUUCACGCUGCAGUUAAAAAAAACAAAAUAGUGUGGAGUUUGAGGAAUAAGAUCACUGAACAUCUUUUUUACGGUUUAGACUUAAAAUUGAUAAAACUGAAGAUGUGAAAGUCAUUAAAAGAUCUUAACUGGGAGAUUAAAACAAGUGAGAAAUCUUUGUAUUUUGUACGACUUCUCACACACCGUCCUGAACCAGUGUAGUCUCCCCCUGCUGGCCAGCAGAAAGACUGCAGGUUUAAUGAACUCGCAGGAUACUUUAUUACUGUCAACAUGAUUAAAGUGUAAAUCAUUGUCCCUUUAAUAACUCAGUACAGGUGCAGCUCCUCAUAAACAAGUUUCUGUAUUACAAACUUUAAAAUCUGUUUUUCAGUUCGAUCGGAAACAAAAGGGACACUGAGGCGUUAAAUAUUGAGAGGAAGAAGAAAGGAUAUCAGAGAAAAAGAGUUUGGAGAGUGAAGAGUUUUAAAAUUCAGGGUCCGUCUGUUUUUGACCUCCGAUAACUCCUGACCGCUCACUAACACGUCUAAAUCCUGGUUUGUUUCUGCUGAAUCUCAGAGCUGAAGGUCUUCCUUUAACAUUCAGCAAAAACCACUUUCUUCUGCUAAAAGGAGAGAGAUGCAUUUAUAUCAGUGUUUCAGCCCAGACCUCCUGCUGUCAGGCUGGUUUUAUGCAGAAGUCUCACAGACGGAGCAGCUCAGACUUUAAAGGAGAACAGGAGGACCUUCAGUAUUAAACUUUAACCCAGUCAACAUGAACAUCCAGAAUGUAAAAAAGCUCAAAUUCAGACACGAGCCUCUUUUUACUUCCUUAAAAGCAGAUUUAAUGGAAGAUAUUCAGCACCGGACAAAUACAGAUCUACACUUUCAUUAAACUCGACGUCUUCAUCAUCGUGGUUUCACGGCUCUGUUUGUAACAACACAUGUGAAGUCAGCGUCAGUGAUUCUGCACUUUUGUGAAUGAAAACUUGUGUUUCUUCUCGUUCCCACAGGCAGUGCGCACUCGUAGCUCUGCGGGACGUGACGGCGUAUCUGACCAACGAAGGAGGUCAGAUCGCGGUGAGCCCAUCUGUCACUCUGUCACUCACUGUUGGCGUCUCUUCAAAACAUCCAGAGCAGGAACACAUCUUAAUCCCAACUUAAUCCCUGACUGUCCUACAAACAUGUUAUUAUUAUAAUUAUUAUUAUCAUACACCCAUACUGUCUUUGUCUGCUCCUCUUUUUUUAGGUGUUUGAUGCAACAAACACAACGAGAGAGCGCCGAGACCUCAUUUUAGGGUUUGUGAAGGAAAAUGCUUUUAAGGUAUUUUAGAGAAGACUCCGUUUGUUCUGCAGCUCUUUAUUUCCAUCAUGAAUUCAUGACGAGUGACCAAUUAAUAUCAAAAAUACUAAGUUCUUGACUUGGUGUUGGACCAUGAACCAGCAAACGUCAACAAAGAAAACAUUUUAUCCUGUUAAAACAUCACAUUUUAUUGACCCCCUUGUUAUGAAGUUGAGGUUAUUAUGAUUUUAUCGUUGGGAGAGGAGGAUCACAGUGGAGCUGUCCUCCAUACUGGACAGAGACUCUCACCCCCUCCAACACACACUCACUGCACCGAGGAGCUCCACCUGAAGUGUGUGACGGAGACGGUGUCGCAGGUCCUCCUUCCUGUCAGACUCCACAACAGAAACCUCAGUGUGCAAUAAAUCAGAUUUAUAUAUAUAUUUAUUUAUGCUGUACACCUGUAGAUAGAAAAUUAGACUCAUGGACACGUCGGUUUUUUUUAACUCUUAAGUUUCUUUAUCCUUGAAUUUCUCUUUUUGUAUUUUUGAUGCUCUAAUUUAGAAUUUUUCCCCCUGUGGGUUUAUUAGAGGAACAUCUUAUUUUAAAGACCAAAAAAUCACAUUUGAACCAGUUUACUAUCAGACAGCAGCUACAAUAUAAGAGAGGAAACAACAAUUAUCCAAGUAUUUAGUUGACUAUUCUCUCUAACUUUAUCUGACUUUGAUGACGCAGUGAACCGUCAGCCAAUCACUGAGGAAACAGCCUAAAGCAGCUGCAGGGAUCAGCAGAUACUUUCAGAGCUGCUACAGGAUAUUAUAUAAAAGUCCAGCUACAACAAAGAUCUGAGUGUAAAAUCAUAGAGCUUCAAUGACACAACGACAAAUCGACCAAUCAUGUCACAGAGCCAACGAACAGCUGGUGACCAUUUCAUCAGUCAGCAGCUACAAAGUUCCCGUGCAGAAAUAAGAACUGUCUCCGUGGACUAAGAACGGUUUACUGAACAGUAUUAUUCUGUGACAGAAUGACGACACUGUAACGGCUGCUGAGUCAUGAAACACAAAGAUAAUUAUGAUGUUUUUACCUGAUAAGAUGAUGACUGUGUUUUUUAGUGUAUGUUCAGAUGAAACAAAUGAAACUCCAGUUUAAUUUUUGACAUUUAUUACCAGGUCAUUUUUUCUACUGAUGCAUCCUGGGAACACGGGGAGGAGAAAGACGAGUAGCUGGAAAAUCCACAUGUAGUCAGAGCAGGGUUCAGUGUUUACUGGAGAAAAAAGAUUUAGUUUGGUAACUUUGUUAACGAGGAAACUUUACUGAGUCCGUCUGCUCUCUGAAACUGUCAGGCUGUUGUUUUAUUAUUCAGGAAAGGUUCUGGAAGUUUCUGACCCUCUCCCUCCUUCCAACAGGUGUUUUUUGUGGAGUCGGUGUGUGACGACCCCGAGGUCAUUGCUGCUAAUAUUCUGGUAUGAACUUCUGUCACCGACCUGUUGUCUAUUAAUAUUCACAGCAUGGACAGCGUUAUGUAAGAACUCUUAUUCUCGCUCACGUCGUGUGGAUGUCUCUGUGACAGGAGGUGAAAGUGUCGAGUCCUGAUUAUCCUGAGAGCCACAGAGAGAGAGUGAUGGACGACUUUCUGAAACGGAUCGAGUGUUACAAGGUCACCUAUCAGCCGCUCGACCCCGAUGAUUAUGACAAGUAAGAGAUGAUCUUGGUGUCAGUAUUCAUGCAGGAUUUGUCUUAUUGUGUGAAGGUUUAUUUCACUGAUACUGACUCAGUUUGAUGAUGAGAUGAAAAUCUAACUCUGAGGGCAGGUGUGUUAAAUCAUCUUUACAGUCCUGAAGUUUAAAAGAGGACCGUAAACUCAGUCAGGAAUGAUUGUGGAAUUACAGCUGCAGUUCCUUCAAACGAACACUAGAUGGUGUUUGUGGACAGCAGUCUGAUUUCCGUCUCACCUGCAGGGACCUGUCCUUCAUUAAGGUGAUGAACGUGGGCCGGCGUUUCCUGGUGAACCGGGUGCAGGACUACAUCCAGAGUAAGAUCGUGUACUACCUCAUGAACAUCCACGUCCACUCUCACUCCAUCUACCUGUGUCGACACGGGGAGAGCGACCACAACGUGGAGGGACGCAUCGGAGGAGACUCGGAGCUCUCUCCUGGAGGGAAGCAGGUAGAGACGCUCGGUGGGAGGUGAUCUUUGAGGCGUUCAGACAGACCAAUAACUGUCGGCUUGUUUUUCUGACUUUUGCUCGUUCCAGUUCGCUCGAGCCCUCCGAGGUUUCAUCGAGGAGCACAAACUCUCGGACCUGAAGGUUUGGACGAGCCAGCUGAGAAGAACCAUCCAGACGGCAGAGGAGCUCGGCGUUCCUUAUGAACAGUGGAAAAUACUCAAUGAGAUCGAUGCCGUCAGUAUUUACUCACUUAUUACAGAUUCAUGAAGUAAAAGUGCUGACAGACCGUUCAAAGAGGCUCCUGACCUGGUUUUACUGACACUAAGAGGAACCUUCACUGUGUCCAGGGGGUGUGUGAGGAGAUGACCUACGAGAUGAUCCAGAAGACAUUCCCAGAGGAGUUCGCAUUGAGGGACCAGGACAAAUACCACUAUCGCUAUCCUGGAGGAGAGGUGAGCUGACAGACUCCCUCACAGGAACUUGUUCUUCAUAAACAGGAACAUCAUGUUGAUAUCUGGACCAUCAGCUGACUGAUGCUCAGUAUCAGUGUCUGUGUUUGACAUUUUAAAAACAUCAGGACCUGACCGAAGCUGCUGUCCAAUAAAAACACUCUCCCUCCUUCUGUCUCUAGUCGUACCAGGACCUCGUCCAGCGUUUGGAGCCCGUCAUCAUGGAGUUGGAGAGACAGGGAAACGUUCUGGUCAUCUGCCACCAGGCCGUGAUGCGCUGUCUGCUCGCUUACUUCCUGGACAAAAACGCAGGUCUGCUAAACAGGAUGUUUGUUUGUUUAUUUAACCGGGUCAGAAACCCGCUGAGAUCCAGAUCUCUGUUACUAGUGUGACCCGGUUUAGAGGUCAGCAGCACACGUCACAAUAAUAACUAUCGCCUCACGGGGGCGCCAACGGGCCCCAGCAGCGUCGCGUCGCUCCCUCUGUAAACCACCUCUCCAGCGCCACCAUUUGGCACUGGCUGCCCUUCCUGAUGCGACGCUCUCCACAGCAGCCCUGACCUUUCUGAUGGUCGGUACUUAUGACCUCCUUCGAGUGUUGGAGGUCAUUUGCCGUGAAAAGACGUCAGACGCUUUGGCCACGCCCUUUAACCUAAACAGGUCUUCCUAAAGGUCCGUCUGACAGGCUGAAGAGAAAUAACAUCAGAAGUCUAAACGGUUCGUUUGUUUGGCACUUACAUAAAGCCCUACUUGUCUUUAGGGGGCGCUGUUACCAUCCUCACUGUGAAAAGUUGUACGUCAGUCUUAAAGGAAACUUCUGUGAGUUCCUCUGACUGCAGUUUCAGCUCGUCAUGUCUGAUCGUUCUCCUUCCACCGUUCUCAGCAGACGGUUGAUUCUGUUUCCACUCAUUUCCUCCCACAGAAGAUCUACCGUACAUGAAAUGUCCACUCCACACAGUCCUGAAGCUGACCCCUGUAGCGUACGGUAGGAGUUUUUUUAAUGUGUUUCACUAUAAUUCAUUUUUAUCUUCAUUUGCAUCCAGCUGAAUCGUCGUCCAUCUUUUAUCUCUUUCAGGUUGUAAAGUGGAAAUGUUUUUUCUGAACGUGGAGGCAGUGAACACACAUCGAGACCGGCCUCUUGUAAGUCGCUCUGAAUCAGCUGAAGAGUCACAUUUUGGUCUAAAUGUGCUAAAUCAGCAUUUCCCCAUGAAAUCCUGGAUUUUGUUUCUUUAUAUAAAAUACUGUCGAAUUGUUUGGUCUCAAAUUGAACAGAAAAUCCCAACAUCUAAUCUGAAGUCCCCGAGGCUCUUUGUCUUGUUUGUUGUGUCUGCUCGUUUUCAAUCACACUUCAUCUUCGCUUCCUCUCUGACGUCCCUCUUCUGUUUCUGUCCCUCUUGUCUGCAAACUGAAUUAUCUGAUCUGGCUUUGGCUGAUGAAUCUGCAGUCAGUUGAAUGGUAUACUUCAGAAAUAAUCCCCUUCAUGGAGGUAAUGGCUGAUCAUGCUCCCCUGCUUGGCUGAUCAUCACAGUUUCUCCGGUUGCUCUUUAACUGAUAUAUUUGAUUUCUUUGGUUUACUGCUUGGAUUGGACCAAACCAGGUUAAAAAAGACAGAUUUCAGGAUUACAAACUUUUUAAACUCAAACAUUUAACCUGUUACAGAAAAAAAAAUCUGACUCAUACAAUCUUAGAUCUGUAGUGCUUCAUUUAAAUGUUGUUUGUCGAGCUGAUUCGCAGUGCCUUUGUCCAACAUUAAAAGUUAAUUAUUAUUAUUGUAAAUUCCUCAUUUUUAAUUUUUUAAGACGAGUAGGAGGAAGAAAACAGACAAUCUUUUUAUAUUUUCCACAAUAAACGGCACAUCUGAUGGUGAAAAGUUGGCAGAAUUGGAUCUUCAAUAUUAGGGGACAAGAUAAGAAAAGACUGCUUUGUCCACAGGGGGGCGCCAAGAUUAACAGGUCAAAAGUUCCUCACUGGAGCUUUAAGUUAAUAUCAACUAACCCCGACUUUUGCAGCUCUCCUCAGCAGGAUUUCAGUUAAAGAAAUAAGACGUGGUUUUAUCAUCGACCAGGAUUAAGCUGUCUGACCAUCGUGGAUCUACGCCAAGAGGACGACUACUUUUACUGGCUGUGUCUGGUCAAGUGUCCCCUUAACCCCCUUAACGUUUCCCUGCGGUAUUUCAUCUCCUACCAGGGUAAAAUCCCGAGGGACUCUGCUCUCAUACACCGGCGGAAUAGUUACACCCCCUUGUCCAGUCACGACCAGGUCAAGCGUCCCAGGCUCUACAGUGCGGGCAACCAACCCUGGCUCCCGCUCGCCCCCACCCCGGCGGCUCUGAUGCCAGAGGAACGGCAAAGCCAAGUUAGUGUCAGAGUCACAGGCCGCCCCUCUAAAUCAGUCAACCCCCCCCCUCCAUAGUUGUGACCCUCUGUUUGACAUCCUCUCGUGUCAGUUUGGAUCCUGUGGAUGAUUUAGUGUCUGUGUUGAAAACUGUAGAGUCCAUCUCUGCCUCUCUCUCUCCCUCUCUCCCCCUCUCUCCCUCUUUUAGGGCAUGUUUUGAUCGUGAAUGGGUUACUCUCCUCCGUUAAUGUGCAAAUAUCUGUAAUCAGAGUCAAAUGUUUGCCUUGCAUGAUCUCUGCUCCACCUCCAGCUUGAAUAUGCAGAACAGCAUGCCUGAUUUUUACAGAGAAGGAAAAUUAAAGACACACAAACAUCCAAGACAAAUUAUUCCAAUGAUUGGCAUUUAUGAUCGUUAUGAAUCAAGAGAGAUGGUUUUAGUUUUGGAAAUACCAAGAAAAUCUGAGAGCAAGUGUUCAGAUUUCACUCUCAGAGUUUGAGAAAUAAGACGUCAGAGUGCAUAUUCAUAUUUCUAUUUGUGUGUAUCUGUUGGCCUUAUGGAGUUUGUUGCUUCAGCCCUUCUCCACAUUUCUAUCCCUCCCUCCCUCUCUCUCUCUCCCCUCUCUCUCUCUCUCCCCUCCCUCUCUCUCUCCCUCUCUCUCUGUCUCUAUCUCUCUCUCUCUCUCUCUCUCUCUCUCUCUCUCUCUCUCUCGUCCCUCUCUCUCGUCCCUCUCUCUCUCUCUCUCCCCUCCCUCUCUCUCUCUCCCUCUCUCUCUCUCUCUCUCCCUCUCUCUCUCCCUCUCUCUCUCUCUCUCCCCUCCCUCUCUCUCUCCCUCUCUCUCUGUCUCUGUCUCUCUCUCUCUCUCUCUCUCUCUCUCUCUCUCUCUCUCGUCCCUCUCUCUCCCCUCUCUCUCUCUCUCUCUCUCUCCCCUCCCUCUCUCUCUCGCCCCCCCCCCCCUCUCUCUCGUCCCUCUCUCUCCCCUCCCUCCCUCUCUCUCUCUCUCUCUCUGUCUUACAGCCUCGGAUAGGAAGCGGUUGUCUGUGAGUAUUUCGGAGACUCCUGCCCUUCGUUUUGUUUCCCAGUGACAUCACUUCCUGUCGCUGUAACCCCACGUCAGCAUGUUUCCAAACUUUGAUGGUUUUCACUCGUUCGGUUUCUCUAACCUUUCAUCACCUUUACACUUUUGAUCAGAAAUGAAAGCGGCGUUUUUGUUUCAGGAAGACUUUUAUCAUUUACUGACCGGGUUAUUGAACAUGUUUUAUGACAGCAGUCGGAGGACACCUGCAGAUACAUAUAUUAAAUCAUAUUCAAUAAACAGGACAACCCUGAUCCCCAAAACAGUUGGACACUGUGCUAAAUGUAAAUAAAAAGACCUUUUGAUGGUUUGCAGAUCAUUUGAAUCGAGUGUCGUGGAAAGAUAACUUACAAAAUAUUAAAAAAGAGCAGAUUUUUAUAAGUUUGAGGAAGUUUGUUUUUCAGAGAAAAAGUGACGAAAGGCUCUCGACUUCUUAUUGGGUUUAUUUACAUCAUGUUAGGAACACUCCGGUCUGUGAGAGACUGCGUGAGCAAAUAUUUGAAUAGGUUAUAUUUUUUAGAUUUUAGUGUGAAAUUAGAAAUGAUUUGGGGAUUUUUUUUUUAAUCUACAUUAUAUGUUGUUUUUGAAAGACUCUAAGAAUCUGGAGAAAUGUCUGCACAAAAGGGACCAGGCCAAGAACCAACCGUGGAUUAUUAGGACCGAAGAACAGACAUGACUCUGAAGUGGAAAUCACAGCACAUGCGGACGAUCACGGCGAGAUUUUACCACGCCAAGAGAAAACACGAUGAUUUAAACAUGACCUCAAACCGGGGCAUUUUUUCAUGGCCCAGAUCCAUUUGAAGACGGUCUGAGGUGAAGUGAACAAACGUCUGAUGAGAUGAAGAAUCAAACUUAAACCAGGACUUUUUCAGAGGACACAAAACCAAACCACAAGAGUCCGGGGUGCCAAACUGAAAACAUGUUAUAAAAACUAAAAAUUAAAACAAUAUCAAGACAGAAAUACAAAUCAAUGAAGAUCCUCAACUGUUGAGGAUCUGUAAUCUUAAUCUCUGGGUGACCAUCUACUUUAAACCUUCAGACACUCGUCUCUUUAGUUCCCAAACAUUUACAGAGUCUACUUCAAUAAAAAACUUGUUUUAAUUUCAACAUUUGCUCUGCUGUCUUUGCACUUGUUCAGGAAAGUUUAGGGUUUCAUUUAUUUGCAAACCAUCAAAAUGUCGUUUACGUCUUACAGAGUCCAAACUGUUUAAAAUUUAAUGUUUUUCUUGAACACAUUUGUGUUAAUUCCAAAAGUCAUGCAUACUCUGAAAAUGGGAUUAAGGUUCAGCUGCAGAGGAGGCUGUUUUCACACACUUUACUUAAUAAGUCCAGACUCCCGGUCCACUGGGAGCCUCUUGUUCUCCCUGAAGAGGAUUUACUGCUUUGAGGAGUUCAUUUGUGAAUGUGCGUGACAUUUUCUUUCUCCUGAAGGAAUCCCUGUGUGAAGGAAUCGACUUUGACAGCCCCGAAGAAACUAGUGGCUGUGUCCGCUUCUGAGUGAAGACGAGUCUUUUCUUCUGAAGCAACUUGAGCAAAAAGUUCGGAGUCAGAGUUCGAAAAGAAAGACGGGAAUCCUGGAAAUGGUCGGGAUGGAGUUAAAGAGCAGUUUCAAAGCGAGGUCAUUUUCCUGUUUUCAUAUCUCUCAGAAUAACCUGUCAGUCUAGCUGUACUCUGCAUGCUCAGGCUUUGAACUGGAAUCUUUAUCAAUAUUAUCAUAAACUCGACUGCAUGUGCAACGAAACCAACCAGUCAAAGAAGACACCAUACUGUGUUUGAAAACCAACCUGAUCUGAUUCAGUAGAACAAAUGCCUUACUGGACUGUGUAUGAAUGUAACAACAGGUUUAUGCAUUACUCCAGAACCAGAACCAACCAGAACUAAUGCAAAUACAACUGAGUAUGAAGUCGAUGCUGUAAAAACACUUUUAUAAAUCAUGAUCUGUAAAACGUGUCGUUGUAAGUCUCAUCUUUUUUAAUUCUUAAUUUGGUUUGGAUUAGAAAUGUUCUAUAAAUCUAAAUUAUGAGGAAAUUCUUCUCAGAUUCUUCUUCCUUCUUCAGUUUUGGAUGCAGUUUAUGUUUCAUGUGUUAUUCUAAAGAAAUAGUUACCGCUCUGUACUCGUAGAUUAGGAAGAUUAUCUUACUUUUCUGACCAAUCACACUCCUGAGAUUGUGUAAUCUGUAACAAACAUCAUAAAAAAGAGUAUUGUCCAACAAAAACAUGAAGUAUCAGUCAGUUUUAAACCUUUGUGUUCAUGUUUUCAUUCAGACAAAAGCACAUCUCGUAAAUGUUCUUUACUCUGUAUUUUCCUUUCAUUACUUUGUGUUUGUUUUCCUAAGAUAGAACAUUGUCUGUAUUUUAUUUAGUAAUAGACUGUGGUUAGAUUUACUCUGAUUACCUUGUAAGUCUGACUGUUGGUUAGUUAUAUCCCUGAAUAAAGCAGCCGACUCGUGCCUUUUCAGCAGACAAUGAAAGUGAAUUUUGAGGUGAUUAUUUUGAACAAAUGUAGGAGACGCUUCAGCGUGUGGAAUAAAGGAAUCUGUUCUCUGUUGGUUUGUGACCAUCAUGUUUUUCUUUCUUGUUUAACGCAUAAAUAAAGGGACUAAAACUGAAUAUAAUUGUUAGUCUGCUUUGCCUCGUGUGAGUAAAU
Molecule: messenger RNA, 14273 nt
Organism: Xyrichtys novacula (pearly razorfish)
Lineage: Eukaryota; Metazoa; Chordata; Actinopteri; Labriformes; Labridae
Source: the annotation of a GenBank genome assembly